AUGGAGUGGUUGAGCUUGAUCAAGGCCAUUGCGACGGUAUUAGCCAUUCUGCUGGCAACGAAUUGGAUAUUUAGAAUUUUCUAUUUGGAUCUCAAACGUGAUUUUAGUGAAUUAGCUGCACAAGAACAAUCCAAUGUCACCACCACUCGAAAAGAGAAUGAAACUGCAUUAUACAGAAACUUUUUACUGCCUUUGGGAUUCCCACUGGUAACAGGUCUGGGAUUAUCACUCAAGUAUAAGCUUCGUAAUGGUAAUUUUGCAGAUAUCUGGUGUGCUAUCAUGGAUUUAGCUGACAAGAACUCUAUUAGAUUUGUGGACCAAUCUAAAGAUCUAUCCUUACAGGAAAUAAACGGUAUGGCUAAAUAUAUUUUAGAAACAUACUUAUCCAAUGCCCAUGGAAAUGUUGGUAUAUUGGUGACACCAUCCAGAUCUCAAGGGUUUAUUAUUUCUAUUGCAUCAAUGAUGGCUUCCGUUAAAUAUAAUACAUUACCCCAUUUCCUUACAUCUAUGCCCCGUAAGAAGCUGGAAGACAUCAGCAUUCUAGUGGUCGAUUCGUGGGAAUCCUUUUCCCAACUCCGUGGAAGUGAGGAAUGGUACGAAUUGAUAAUAGUAUGCGAAUCCAAUUCAUCAUACAUUUCUGGAGACCACAAAAAUGUCAUAUCUUGGGAUCAACUCAUUCAUGGUUACAAGAACGACAAUUCGUAUAUGUAUUCAGCACCCGAGGAUAAUUCUGAUGAUAGCAAGAGUUUACUAUAUUUUACAUCCCCUCAUGGAGACACUACGAGUUUUAGCCAAGGAUGCCUAGUGAGCGGUGUUGCAUCGUUCGUUCGUAAUUUUCCCUUGGGCCACGAAUUGAAUGGCAAGGAUUCACUGGCAGUUACUGGAAAUUUAAGUAGUCUCAACUUAUGCCUGCAAGUGUGGCAAAAGGUUCUUGCGGUUCUUUUGCAUGGCGGUAAGGUUUCCUUUCAGGAUACCCUGGAUUUAAACAAGUUAUACAAUCCCACUUUACUCUUGGCUGAUGCUAACGAAUUGCUAACCGUAGUCAAGAGGUCGGUAUCAGCCAACAGUUCAUUUGUUCAAAAGUUGAAGUACCAAUGGGCUACCGCUUUGUUAACUGAGGGGGUCUUCACAGCAAUCGGUCAACUCCCUAUAAAGUCGAUUGAAAAGCUAAGAUCUACAUAUUUGCUAGACUGCGUAUCAGAUUCUUCUUUAGUGAAUUCAUUUCCCAAGAAUGUUCCCAAGUUGAAGAGAGGUCAGAGCGGAAAUACCUUAGAUUCCUUACAAUUAAACUAUCUGAGAGCUCACUUAGGUUCGAGAGUAAUAUUUGAAUACUACUGUCCUCAUACUGUCAUGGGUCCCAUUGCUCAUACAAACUUUUACGAUUAUAGAAUAUUGCCACCAAGAGUUAGUGCUAAUUUCAUAUUUUGUGGACCUAUAUCUACGACUUUAGAGGGAAAACUAGUACAGACUAAAGAGAAUUCUGAGUUAGAUGUUACUAGAAGGCAAGGUAUGCUUUGUAUUCGUGGUUUCACUAUUGGUAAACCGGUAGAACCUGCACGUUUAGAGAAGGCUAGGGAAUUAUCUGGUGAAUUUGGAGGAGGCGAAGGUUGGAUGCCAAUGGUUGGAAUAUUUGGCCUUUGGGGCCAAGAUGGAUGCCUUUACCUCUAUAAAUAA
Zygosaccharomyces rouxii is the source of this 1674-nucleotide messenger RNA. It is a transcript of the gene DDE1, whose product is annotated as Dde1p. The record is from RefSeq and is a predicted model, not a curated record. The coding region runs from base 1 to 1674 and encodes 557 amino acids. The transcript has a single exon. Lineage: Eukaryota; Fungi; Ascomycota; Saccharomycetes; Saccharomycetales; Saccharomycetaceae.